Drosophila eugracilis is the source of this 3284-nucleotide messenger RNA. Its product is annotated as endoplasmic reticulum metallopeptidase 1. The coding region runs from base 558 to 3146 and encodes 862 amino acids. Gene Ontology annotation, biological process: proteolysis. The record is from RefSeq and is a predicted model, not a curated record. Gene Ontology annotation, molecular function: metalloexopeptidase activity. Lineage: Eukaryota; Metazoa; Arthropoda; Insecta; Diptera; Drosophilidae. The transcript has 9 exons.
GCCACAUCUCGGGAUUACUCUAACAUUUCGCUAUCCAUAACUAUAUGGCCAUCGUUUAGUUUACAACUACCAAUUCGCGAGUGCCGCCUAAUCGAGUAUCUUAGGAAUCAAAAGCUAUAUCGAGGAAAUUGUUUCUGCACCCUUUACGAUACAACUGGACAUUCUCUCCACCAUAAAGAUAAAACUGGUGCCCCCACGUAGGCGCAUCGAAUGCGAAAACAAGAAAUCUAAUAAAAAUCCCCGCCCAUUUAAGCCCGAAAGUGUUAUAUUAGCACGCUCGUGUAUCGGGCAGCUGUUCCGAUAUCAGAUUGUAGCCGAUUUUACCGAUAAUUUCCCCUCGUUGGCGAAAAUUACCCAGACCUUCAAUGUCGCUGGGCUUCAUAUAUCUUUAGGGUACCAGAGCGAAUGGUACUUCACUUGGAACUCGAAGGCUGAGUUCCCCGGAUUGGAAGACCGGAUCGGUCCGGCAGUGUUCUGAAUAAUCCUUCAAGGGUGUGUCCUUUAAAGGAUACAUUAAGUGUGAAAACCGGAUACCAGUGAACAAAUAGCAAUACAAAAUGAGUUUCAACUCCAAAUAUCACAUCGAUGUGGACUUUGAGGUGCCCAAAAAGCUACAAUGGUACUACGCUCCCGCCUUUUUCGGCUUCUGGCUGGUGCUCUACCUCUCGCUGGUCAACACCCAGAUGAACCAUAUGCCCCGGCCACUGACCCGCAGCGACGAGGCCAAUCAUCCGGACUCAUUCAUUGCCCAGCGAGCUGAGGACACACUGAUUGAGCUGACCCGCAUUGGACCACGAGUGGUGGGCAGCAUGGCUAACGAGGAGACCGCCGUGGAGUUUCUGCGCGCCGAGGUGGCCAAGGUUGAGGCCGAGCUAAGCGGCCACCUUGAGAUCGAGGUGAAUGUGCAGCAGGCGAGUGGGGCAUACAUGCACUGGGAGAUGGUCAACAUGUACCAGGGCAUCCAGAAUGUGGUGGUGAAGCUAUCCGAGAAGAACUCCACCAAUGAGAACUACCUACUGAUCAACAGUCACUACGAUUCGGUUCCCGGAAGUCCAGGAGCCGGCGACGAUGGAUCCAUGGUCGUAACCAUGCUGGAGGUGAUGCGUGUCAUAGCCAAGUCAGACGGUCCACUAGCCCAUCCCAUUGUUUUCCUGUUCAACGGAGCCGAGGAGAAUCCCCUUCAGGCAUCCCACGCCUUCAUCACCCAGCACAUGUGGGCCAAGAACUGCAAAGCUCUGAUUAACUUGGAUUCAGCCGGCAGUGGUGGCCGUGAGAUCCUGUUCCAGUCCGGACCCAAUCAUCCCUGGCUGAUGAACUACUACCGGAAUGUCCCGCAUCCCUUUGCUAAUACGCUGGCCGAGGAACUUUUCCAAGCUGGUUAUAUUCCCUCCGACACGGAUUUCCGCAUCUUUCGUGAUUAUGGAGGAGUUCCUGGUCUGGACAUGGCUUACAUCUUCAACGGCUAUGUCUACCACACCAAGUACGACAGGAUCAACGCCUUUCCGAGGGCUUCUUUCCAGCACACUGGCGAUAAUGUUUUAUCACUAGCCCGGUCCUUGGCCAAUGCCGAGGAGUUGGAUGAUAUUGCCGCUCACUCCGAAGGACACAAUAUCUUUUACGACUUCCUUGGCUGGUUCAUGAUCUUCUACACGGAGACGACGAGUAUCAUCGUCAAUGUGGUGGUUACCUUGCUGGCACUGCUGGGAAUUGGGAUAUCCCUUUACUUCAUGUCCGUUCGCUCGGGAUGCAGUUGGAAGGGAGUCCUCCUCCGCUUCUCCAUCACCAUUGCUAUCCAGUUUACGUCUCUGGUCUUGGCAGUGGGCCUUGCUCUGCUGGUUGCUGUUUUUAUGGAUGGCGUAGAUCGUUCCAUGUCCUGGUUCACAUCUUCUUGGACGAUCUUUGGCCUGUACUUGGCUCCCAUCAUCUUUGGACUGAGCAUUCUGCCAGCUUUGUAUCUGGAGAAGACCAAGAGGGACCCCUUGGGCCUGGGCUUCAGGAUUCAGCUCUUCAUGCACUCCCACUGCAUCUGCCUGAUUAUAAUUAUGCUCACCAUGACCGGACUCAGUAUCCGAUCCGCCUAUCUAAUCAUGCUCUGUGUGCUCUUCGACAUUGUUGCACUGAUUGUGAAUUUGGUAACAAAGUGGCACCGCAAGGCCUAUUUGUUUGCCAUCGCCGUCACCGUCUGCCAGAUCCUGCCCUUCGUCUUCUUCACAUAUCUCUGCACCGUGGCUCUGGUGACUCUUAUGCCGAUGCAAGGACGCUCGGGAUCAUCGACGAAUCCCGAUAUGGUUAUAGCAGCUCUAAUCUGGGUAUUUUCACUCUUGUUCGCCGGGUUCAUUGCCCCUCUCAUAAUGUUCUUCCGCAAGACGAGAACGAUAGUUCUGUGCUUCCUGGGAAUCACCAUUCUGUUCAUCAUAGUGGCUGUCACUAAUGCAGGUUUUCCGUACAAGGAAAAGACCUCUCCACAGCGAUACUCUUUAAUACAUGCCCACCGGCGCCUACAUAACGCCGAUGGAAGCACUCGUAUAGAUGAGUCUGGCUUGUAUAUUUACCCACAGGACCGACGAUUUGAGAUUGCUCGUGAUGAUAUUAAUGCCAUUGGAGAGGCACAUAAAGUAAGCGACUUUUGCGACGAGGAAAUGUUCUGCGGCAUGCCCCUUUACAACCACCGUUGGAACAAGGCCCGCCAGUAUAGUCUGUGGAUUGAGACCUCGGAAAUGCCCGAGAUACCCACCGAAUAUCCAGUGCUAAUAUUGCAGGACAGCAGCGACCUGGAGAAUUCCUCGCAAAGGAGGUUUAACUUCACACUGACAGGACCGUCUCACAUGGGUAUUUUCAUCAAUGUGAAGAACGAUGCCAAGAUACUAAACUGGUCCUUCAAUGACACGCUCAUCCGAGAACAGGCUGAGCCACCGUAUAUGGUGUACUUUUCCUACGGACUGGACGACAGUCCUCUUGAGUUCACCAUCGAUGUUGAGAAGACAACAUCGACUUUUGACACGCCCACCCUAGAGAUUGGCAUUGGAGGUCACUGGGUGACCCAGGACAUCACUGCUAUCGAGAAGCUCAGCAGUUACAUCAGCCGAUUUCCGUCUUAUGCCUACAUUCAGGGUUGGGUGGGCACCUACGAGACCUGGUACUACUAGGGUCAAGCCGCAAAUGAUAUUGCUUCUGAUUUACUAAUCGUAGUCAUUAAGCGUUAACGAUUAACUGUAUAGAAUCUGAUAAAAAAUUACAUAUUUUAUUAAACUACACUACGAAUACUAUAAUUACAAACGAAUGAA